Molecule: messenger RNA, 2853 nt
Organism: Tetrahymena thermophila SB210
Lineage: Eukaryota; Ciliophora; Oligohymenophorea; Hymenostomatida; Tetrahymenidae
Product: calpain family cysteine protease
Exons: 11
Biological process (GO): proteolysis
Cellular component (GO): cytoplasm
Molecular function (GO): calcium-dependent cysteine-type endopeptidase activity
Source: RefSeq, a predicted model, not a curated record
AUGAGUAAGAGCGAUUAGGAUUAUUAAGAAAUACCCUUAUAAAAGGAUAUAAUACUGUAAAAAAAGAAAGCUGCUGAUUAAAAUUAAUAUGAGUUUAAGCUUAUUAACAGAAGACUAAAUAUAAUAGAAUUUAUAGCUGAUUUUAGUGAGUCUAGAGGCAUAGAAUUGAAAGAGUCUGUUCCUAUUAAAGCUGGCUCCAAUGGGUAGGAUAAUGUAAAAGAUAUAUAAAGAUAAUCAAAAAUACAAAAAACAAUUAUUUAACCUCGCACAGAUGAAAUAGUUUGUAUAGUUAAAAUAAUAGAUUCUGCAUAAUGGGAGCUCAAAAGUAAAUUUAAGUAUAUAAUUAAGCCAGCUCCAAAAGAAAAGUAGAAAGAUACAAUUAAGGAACAUGACGAAGAAAAAAAGAGAAUAUAAGAAGAAGAAAGAUUAGCUCCGAAAUUAAAAAUUUUACCUUUAUCAAUACUAACAACAGGGGAGUGCUUACAUUAUUUAAAGUAAAUAUUAGAGAAAGAAAAGAAAAAGAAUGAUGGUUUUUCGAAAUACAUAGAUCCUUACUUUUUGCCAAUUAAUGAUAGUAUUUUUGGAGAAAAUGAUGGAAGUGCAUUUGAUACACUUAUUUAAUGGAGGAGACCUGAAAAUAUCUUUGAAAAUACUAAAGAAAUAAGAGUUUUCCCUUCAAAAAUUAAUGUUUGUGAUAUAAUACCUGGAUAACUGUCAAAUUUUUGGUUUCUUUCUUCAGUAGCUUUAUUAGCUGAAAAGCAGGAAUGUAUCAAAAGGCUUUUUCUAACUUAAGAUAUAAAUGAAUAAGGCUUUUAUAGAGUUAAAAUAUGUAAAAAUGGAGAGUGGCAAUCUGUAAAUGUAGAUGAUUAUUUUCCUUGCUAUCCUUUAGAUGGUCCAAUAUUUUCCCACAUUGAUAGUCAACAAGAUGAAGAUUAGAGCGAUAUUUCUAAAUCUUCAAAUAACAAUUGUCAUUAAACAUGGCUACUUAUAUUAGAAAAAGCAUAUGCUAAGAUUCAUGGAGAUUACUUUAAACUUAAAAAUGGAUCAUAAAAAAAAUGUGAAAAUGCCUUAAUUGACCUUACAGGAUGCCCUGUUGAAAAAAUAAAGAUCGAUUCAAAUUCAGAAAUUUAAACCAUUGAAAAUUAUAAAAAUAAAAGAGGGUACUUGAUGAACCUUUAGAAAGAAGAUAAAUAAAAAGAUACAACUGGCUAUGCAUAUUAUAUUAUUAGGUUAGAAAACUAUGAUGGUACCUGGCUUUUUAACAUAAGAGACAUUUGGGAAAAUCUUUAAUGGGAAGGAGACUGGAGUAAUCAUAGCGAAUUAUGGGAUGAUAAAGCUAGAAAAUAGCUUAAUCCAGACCUUAAUGAUCCUAAACAAACAUGGAUGAAAUUCGAAAAUGUGAAGGAAUAAUUUAAGUUUGUAAAUAUUUGUAAAAUCUAAGACUGGAAUGAAGUGAGAAUAAAAGGAAAAUUUGUGAAAGUUGUUGACACUAAUGACUCCUCUAUUGAAACUUUUAUGUCAAAAUGGUACUAUUAGUUCGAAGUUACAGAAAAUUGCUUGUAAAAAGCAAAUAAUAACAUAGAAGUAAUUAUCACUCUUCACUAAGAAGAUGAAUUAAUAAUGGGUGUUGAAGAUGGUCGUCCAUAUUUAGAUGUUUAAUUAGCAUUAUUCUAGUUAGUAAGCAAAAAAGGCUAUCAAAAUGAAAAUGAUUAUAAAAAGAAAUAAGGAAAUGAUAAUGAUUAUUAUAAGAGGCUACAUCACACUAAAUUUACAUUGAUAAAAGUUUCGGAUAAUUAAUUUUAGCAUGAGAGACAAAUUUAACUUUCAUUUUAAAUCGAAGAAAAAGGAAUUUACAUAAUUCUACCCAGAACUAACGGACUAGGCUUUAGAGAAUCUAAAAAAAGUAAAAUGAAAAGUUUUCUUAGAAAAAAAAAUGAUAAACAAAGCAAUAAGUCAGGUUAAAAUCAAGAAAAUAAAGCUGAAAAUCAAAGAUUAGCUCAAUUAGUUGAAUCUACUCUUUUAGAUAUAUUUAGAAAAUUUGAUAUGAGACUUACUAGAAAGAUGUCUGAAUAGUAAUUUGUGGCAUUUAAAUAUUGCAUGGAGGAAAAUCAAGCUGAUGAAUAGGAGUUCAGAAAAGAAUUUUAUGAUUUAUUAGAAGAAUAUCCAAGCCCUGAUAAAUGUUUGUCAUAGGAAGGGUUCAUUUAAUAUAUGACAGAAAAAAUAAAAAAUGAUUAAAAUUAAAAUAUUGAUUCAUUCUUAGCUAAAUUUAAAAAAAUUGGGUAUGACGAGAGCUUAUAUAGUAUUAGAUCUAGGUGCUUUAUUAUUAGUCUACAUAGCGAUGUUCCCCUAGAAGUGAUAGUUAGAGAUGCUAUAGAAACUGAUUUAGAUUAAAGAGCUGCUAGACACAUAUUCCAUAAUACUGAAAAAGAAACGGAUCAAAUUAUUACUCAAUUUAAUAAAGAUUUUAAAUACUAAGGAGGAGAUUAAUCUAAUAUGUAAGCAUAUGUUUAUGCUUAGUACUAUAAAGAAGCAAAUUAUACUACGUUCAUAGCUAAAAAUUAAAUGAGGGAUAAAGCCAUUGAGGUUAUAUUUGACUUGUAAAAAGCUAAAAAUGAUUUAAUUUUAAGUACAGGAAGAUCAAACCUUAAAAAGAAAGUAGAAUUUAAACCACCAAAGUAAAAAGAAAUUAAAGAUCCAAAUAAAAAAGCAUAAGGUAAUCAGGAUGUUAAAAAAAGAUUAUCGAAAAAUUCAAACAAUAUUAGUAUAGAAGUUUUAUUCCACAUGAGAGGACCAUAUAAGCCAGAGUUAGAAACAUUUAGGAGAAUAUGUCAAAUAAAAGAGUGUGAGGAUUGA